Rhodofomes roseus is the source of this 1522-nucleotide messenger RNA. RefSeq lists its product as uncharacterized. NCBI's taxonomy places the organism in Eukaryota, Fungi, Basidiomycota, Agaricomycetes, Polyporales, Fomitopsidaceae. The record is from RefSeq and is a predicted model, not a curated record. The annotation marks the transcript as partial. The transcript is spliced from 3 exons.
CUGUGCGUUCAGCGUAUCUUACGACGCGAUUUCCACGCAUAGUCUGCCAGCGUUAGGCUUAGGCUUUGUGUAUAGUCGGGACCCCGCAACUUUAGCGGCAGAUCAUCCGUAAACUAAGCGACUAUUGGAAGACAGAAUUUGGGGUGCCUGAGUGACAUUUCCAUUUUGAAACCAACACGAGUUAUCAGCUUCAAUCUCCGACAUGCCACACCUGUUCAAAGGGUCGCGGAGAUCGCGCUCGCACGCGCCUUUGUGCAGCUCCCGUUGCAGUCUCCCUCCCGACAUCCACUUGCCUCGUCGUCAGACUACCUCUCCUCCGAUGGCGCAACCAACACCCCGUCAGAUGAAAUCGCGCGUCUAUACGAUUAUUCAGGCAGAUGCUCUGCAGUCGAGCGAAGUCAACAAGCACGGCUGGAGGAGCGAGGUCGAGGGCAAGAUCGUGGAGAUGGACAUCGAUAUCCAGCUAUUUCUAUCCUACUUCAUGCCCAGCGUCGCGGAGAUGCCUCCCUCGCAGGCCGCAGACCCUUUUCAUGUGCCGGUCGGUGGGAAGGAGACAGAUAUGUACAAGCCUUUGUGCGACGGGCUGAAGAACCUAGUCAAGGACUUCCCAAAACAAAAGCGUCUGUCUUUCCACAAUAACGCGCACGAAGAGAUCAAGUUUCCUUUCCUUCUAUGCCAGCGGGACCAGCACGCGACGAAGCCGGACGUCGUCGCGUCUCUCCCUGGUCGCACGUUCGCUCCCCGGAACAAGGAUGACGACCACGAUCGUUGGCGGGACAUCUCCGUUGUAUUCGAAAUCAAGAACGUGGAGAGCGAAGACCCCAUGCUCUACUGCUCGGAGAGGAACGACGAGACAUUGGUGCAGCUAUCGAAGAGUGCGCGCAACAUUCUCGUUUCCCAAAGCCGACUAUGCGCAUUCGCAGUCGGAGUCUACGGGUCGACAGCGCGUAUCUUCCGAUUCGACCAUGCUGGUGCUGUCUGCACACGGUCGUUCAAGUACGGAGAGGACAACGGCGCGGUCCUAUAUGAGUUUCUCUGGCGACUUGUCCAUCCGAUACGCGAGGACUGUGACAUCGUCGGGGCGGACCCGACUGUCCGGUUUGCGUCACGCGGAGUAACUCGGGCCCUGCGCAAAGCUGAUGUCGAGGUCACUUCCGAGACGCGGAAGGCAUGCCGGUGGGUCACCAUCGAUCCCGCUGAAAACCAACCUGCGAAGAAGUAUCUCGUCUACGAGUUGCUCUUUAUCAAUCCGCGCUUGUUCUCCCGGGCAACAACGAUCUGGAAAGCUCUGGAGCUCGACGAUGAUGGCGAGCCGACUGGGACUCACGUUGUGAUCAAGGAAUCAUGGCGUCAGCUGGCACGCGACGCCGAGCUGUUGCACUGGAAGCGCAUUCGUGCGCACGUUGCGCCGCAUCUCCUGCCCACCGACAUGGACAGUGAACAAUGGGACCAGGCCGCGGAGGAAGCGUUCAUGGAGGUAUGGAACGCAGAGUGGCGUGGCUUAGCAGCAUUCUCGUUGGGC